Syngnathus acus (greater pipefish) is the source of this 4536-nucleotide messenger RNA. RefSeq names its product alpha-1,3-mannosyl-glycoprotein 4-beta-N-acetylglucosaminyltransferase A (gene mgat4a). Gene Ontology annotation, cellular component: endoplasmic reticulum; endoplasmic reticulum-Golgi intermediate compartment; Golgi stack. The record is from RefSeq and is a predicted model, not a curated record. Bases 586 to 2187 code for a protein of 533 amino acids. Gene Ontology annotation, biological process: protein N-linked glycosylation. Gene Ontology annotation, molecular function: acetylglucosaminyltransferase activity. The transcript is spliced from 16 exons. NCBI's taxonomy places the organism in Eukaryota, Metazoa, Chordata, Actinopteri, Syngnathiformes, Syngnathidae.
CUGGAAACGGACGGUAAUAGACAGGUAAGAACAAACAGUUAGUGUGCUAGGAAAUGUGCGUGAAGUGUCCAUGAGGAAUUUAACAUUUAAGGCGUUUCCCGACGAAAGAUUUAGACAUUCAUUACCUGGAAUGCCUUUUUGUUGUUUUAGAAAAGUGUGUAGCAAUUGCAAUUGAAUGUUAGCUUGACGUCCUGCCAAGCUCGGCUGAUAAGCAGCGUCAACCGCCGAACCGAACCGAAGAGGAUUUAUGAGAAGCGGGGGAUGUGACUGCACUUGAACUGCUGUUCGGAACCUCGUUUUCGGGUUCCCUCAUCUGUUGCUUGUUGUAGCGGAGUCGACGUGGUUUCGAGGCGUCGCCAGCAGGCUAUCACGGAAGGGUCCCACUACCAUAAGACACCCGCCUGGCAACAAGCCCAAGUCGAAAUGCUUCUUCUUCCUGCUUGAGACUCUUCCUAACGGAGACUCCCCUUCCCUCCCCCAAAAGAAAUGGAGCGCGCCGGUAGCUAACAAGCCCCCCGCCACCCCCCAUUUUGGGGAGAGCCACGGAGGACGGCGGCGACACAAGCGAGGCUUCGCUGAAAUGAGAUGAGGCUCAGAAAUGGAACUGUGGCCACUGCGAUAAUUUUUUUCACGUCUUUCCUCAGCUUGUCCUGGUACACCGCCUGGCAGGAUGGCAAAGAGAAACUGGUAGCAUACCAGCGGGAAUUCCAUACCUUGAAAGAGCGCCUUCGCGUCGCCGAGCACAGGACACUGCAGCGCUCGUUGGAGCUCAACAACAUCCUCGAGCAGUUUCGGCGCGCCGUUGCCGAAACCAACAACAGCAAAGAUGCCCUCACCACUUUUUCAGCGGAUACCAAGAAACUUUUUAAGCAGCUGGCCAACAGGGCACCUCUCCACGUGCCAGACAUCUAUCACCACAUGCCUCACCUGCUCACCAAUGAGGACAGCUUGCACCCCGCCGUACAAGUCAGCCUCGGACGCACUGGAGUUACCAUGGUGAUGGGGAUCCCCACGGUGAAGCGGAAGGUGAAGUCGUAUCUGGCGGAGACGCUGCAUUCGGUCAUCGACAAAUUGACUCCGGAGGAGAAACUCGACUGUGUGGUUAUUGUCUUUGUUGGGGAGACUGACCUGGAGUACGUUCAGAGUGUGGUUUCAAGCCUGCAGAAGGAGUUCUCAACAGAGCUGAAUUCAGGUUUGCUCGAGGUCAUUUCGCCUCCCGCCACCUUUUACCCAGACCUCAACAACCUUAAAGAGACAUUUGGUGACUCCAAAGACAGAGUAAGAUGGCGGACAAAGCAGAACCUGGACUAUUCCUUUCUCAUGAUGUAUGCAGUGAGCAAAGGAGUUUAUUAUGUUCAGUUGGAGGACGACAUUGUUGCCAAGCCCAACUACUUUGCCACCAUGAAGAACUUUGCCCUCCAGCUUGCGUCCGAAGACUGGAUGAUCCUGGAGUUUUCUCAGCUCGGCUUCAUCGGGAAGAUGUUCAAGGCACCAGACCUGAAUCUCAUUGUCGAGUUCAUCUUCAUGUUCUAUAAGGAGAAGCCAAUCGACUGGCUGCUGGACCACAUUCUCUGGGUCAAAGUGUGCAAUCCUGAGAAAGAUGCGAAACACUGCGAGCGCCAGAAGUCCAGCCUCCGCGUGCGCUUCCGACCCUCCUUGUUUCAACACGUGGGCCUCCAUUCUUCUCUCGCCGGGAAGAUCCAAAAGCUCACAGACAAAGACUUCCUCAAGCCUCUUCUCCACAAGAUACAUGUCAACCCUCCUGCCGAGGUUUCCACCUCAAUGAAGGUUUAUCAUGGCCACACCCUGGAGAAGACAUACCUCGGGGAGGAUUUCUUCUGGGCCAUCACACCUUCCGCAGGAGACUACAUCCUCUUUAAAUUUGACAGACCCAUCAGCAUAGAGCGGUUCCUGUUUCGCAGCGGUAACCAGGAACACCUCGGGGACAAGAUGCAAAACACCACAGUGGAUAUACUGCCCGUCUCCGAACCUGGACCGCAGACCAAAGAGAAGUACAAACGAACUGAAGACCGCUUCUACAGGAUCGGUCAGUUUGAAAAGGGUGUGGCUGAAGGGGCUGUCGAUCCUUCCUUCAAUCCCAUCGUGGCCUUGCGACUGUCUGUCCUCAAAAACUCGGCUGUUUGGGUCAUCAUCAGUGAAAUCCAUAUAAAGAAGACAGCAGGCUGAAUUUUGUGCAGGGCGGCCUCGAAUUGCCGAUCCCUGGCAGUGAAAAGCUCGCAGGCUUCUCAUAUUGGGGCCUCAGGCAGCAAUGAAGUCAUGAGACCACUUGGAGCUAGCUCAUCAUUAUUUUUCUUUUCACCCUUUUCUCCCCCUGUCUGUCACUCUCUUACUUAUCUUGAUAGUGAGAAUGUGAAUUCUGCUGCCAAUGGGCAAAACAGGCACGCUUGUGUGACGGAACCACACAAGCAUUUUGGAACACAAUCGGAUGAACGAGGACAAAAUCAUGACGUCAGUACCUGGCCACUUGUGUCCAUGUAUGCUGCCAAAUCACUCCCGUUCUACUCAAUGCUGCCACUCUUGGGCGUGCUGGGGCAUUGCACUCUGACUAGCGCCACCGGCUGGUGCCCACGAUUGUGCCAGGAAUGUAUACCCUAACCCACCAAUGAGGAAAUACCGUUUUAAGUACAACACCAGCCCCAACACACAAAAUACUCCAAUAUCUUUAAAUCCUGCCUGUGCUCGGUUACGGUUGGCGAUAAUUGUUGAAAGGAAAAAAAGUGAUCACCGCCUGUCUGACCUGACGGGGGUCCUUGUAUAUAACCCACUCAAGAGAUUGCCUUGAUGCCGUUUUUUUUCCAGAAGGAACAUACUGAUAAAGAAUUAGAUAUAAGGAUCUAUGAAGGUGACUUAAUUUAUUUAAAAAGAGAUCUUUUAAUUUCUACAAGAAGUAAAUAUAUUUUUGAAUCUAUUACGGGAUGUUUAUGCUUGUGUGACUUUAGUUUUUACGUUUGCUGUGCAUUUUCACGAUUACCAUUUCAUUUCACUUGAAGCCGAUUGACAUUAUUCAUAAUUUUCAUACAGCUCAAAGAUAGGAAAGAGGAUAACAGACUCAGUUGUGUGUGGAAAAUUGUGCCUUAUAUCGUGUUCCCCAAGUGUGUAUCAGCUGUUUCAAUCACAUUUGCCAACAUCUCACUGGCUGGAUAUAGUAUUAUCAUUGUUGUUAUUGAUGUGAAAAUAGCAGACAGUGUUUGAUGUGACUCCACGAGUGUGGUAUCACAUUACAUUUUAAACUGCUUGCUUUGCACUGUUUGUUGGUUGCAUCAGCAUUGGGACCACAAUCUUUUCAUUGUACGAGGACCAUUAGGGCCAUACUGAAGAAGAGGAGGGGGCGUGCCAAAUUAUGAGAACUUGUUAACAAGUUGUACCCUUAUGGAAAUCAUAAUGUGUGGAAAAACUUUUUUCAGAGAUGGAAAAUAUAUUGUAAUUUUAUUACAAGACAAAAAGUCACUGUUAGUAGUUUAAAAGCAAAACAGUACAAGAGUAGAAAAAAAUUUUUUCUUGCAGAGCCUUGGGAUCGACCACAUACGAGUAACCUUUUUGAAUGUGAAGUAAAAACUCUUCCAUUCAUGUAAAUUGAUUUUUUUUUUUUCUUGGACUACUUACUAUUGCAAGAAAAAAUAAGCAUUGUUAGUUCAAUUUAAAUCAAAUUUAAUUUGUGGCUCAUUUUUACUGUCCCCAUUUUUUUUUUUAUUAAACUAACCUGGAGAGUGUAGAUUUCUUUUUAGAAUAAAUACAAGAUUAGUCUUGUAACAACCCAGCCCCCACCCCCCUGCAGUUUUCUCGCUAAAUUACAAUUACGACUAAAGUUUUUGUUGAAUUUAAAUCAUCUUUAUGUGGCACUAAUGCUCCUUUGUACCCUUGUACACUUGUACACAUUUCUCUCUCGUUUUGUUUUGGAACGGAAUGUCACGACUACUGAUCUAAAGAGUGCACCUUUUUGUCGUAGAGUUUUAGCGGAGGAUGUCGCCUUCAUUGUAUAUGUAUAAAAAGCAAUGAGCAUCUCUUUUUCUGUCACUUGUCCAACUCACGUAACUAGUUUAUUGAAAUCCACAUCACUUUUUGUCGUAUUGCUGUCAAUUUAAAUGACAGUGGUCAAGGAGGUAAUGAAGUGCCUUUUGAUAAAAGUGGACAGAGCUGUAAGUGUGCUGUACACACACAUACUUGACAAGUGUUAUUGUUUGUCUCCAGCAAGCUUCUGGAUUACACUUUCUCGUGUUUCAAUUGAUUCUAAUUGAUCCUAAUCAGGAUGUUUACUUUGGAAAAGGAUGAGAAUAAGAUGCCACAAAGCUUCUCUUUAACAUUUACUGGAUUGUCUUGAUGCCUAAAGUUAUGAAACUGGUUGCACGUCAGAAAACCCCUCGUGAAUGUUAAUGGAGAGUAAAGACCGAAAAAACGAUUUCAGGCUAGAAACCUCCUUCCCUCAUAUCGGUUUGUGUGCCUUCAUCGUGUUAUAUGUUGCCUUUUUUGACAUCUUUUUUUCAUGGACAUGUUAGAAAUAAAUGAGGAAACAAAUUG